Molecule: messenger RNA, 1524 nt
Organism: Darwinula stevensoni
Lineage: Eukaryota; Metazoa; Arthropoda; Ostracoda; Podocopida; Darwinulidae
Source: the annotation of a GenBank genome assembly
AUGCUACACAAUAAAGCAAGAGAUCAGUUUGAUCCAUUGUCUGUUCUGACCCUGAGAUAUAUAUAUCACAGGUUCCACAUUGGCAAGGUAAUCAAAGCAUGGGAUCUUGGGGUUGCAACAAUGAAGAAAGGGGAGAUUGCCACCCUUGUAUGUAAGCCUGAGUAUGCCUAUGGGGAGUCAGGUAGCCCUCCAAAGAUUCCACCAAAUGCCACAUUAGUGUUUGAAGUGGAGCUUUUUGAUUGGAAAGCAGAAGACCUAAGUCCAAGCAAGGAUGAUGGCAUUCUUAGGAGAAACUUGGUCAAGGGUGAAGGCUACUCUACUCCAAAUGAUGGUGCUGCUGUUGAAGUUCAUCUGCUGGGGAAGUAUGAUGGUCGAGUGUUUGAGGAACGAGAUGUCACUUUCACUGUUGGAGAAGGUUGUGAACAUGGAAUUUUACAAGGAAUUGAGAUUGCUAUAAAAAAGUUCAAGAAGUGUGAGAAAUCCAGGGUCACACUGUCCUCCAAGUUUGCAUUUGGAGAAAAGGGGCAUUCUGAAUACAAUAUCCCUCCAAAUGCUGGCCCCAUUGAAUAUGAGGUCACUCUCAAGAGCUUUGAAAAGGCAAAGGAACGUUGGCAGUUGAAUGAUGAUGAGAAAGUUCAGGAGUCCAAACUCUUCAAGGAGAAAGGUACAAAGUACUUCAAGGAGGGGAAACUGGACCUUGCUCUUGCCCAGUAUAAGAAAGUUACAGAGUACCUGGAGUUUUCCUUCAGCGAAGUUGGCGAAGAUGCCUCGGAAGAACAGAAGGCAAAGAAGAAAGAAUGUGAACAGAUUUCCCUUGCUGGACAUCUUAACCUGGCCCUAUGCUACCUUAAGAAAGAAGAGUUUUUACUUGCUCGAGAUGAAUGUGACAAGGCUCUUAAACUAGAUGCCAAAAAUGAAAAAGCUCUCUUCCGGAAAGGACAGGCCUACUAUGGAAUGAAGGAGCAUGAUGCAGCCAAGAAGGAAUUCCAAGCUGUGUUGGAGAUGGACAAAGAGAACAAAGCAGCUGCCCAUCAAAUUAUGCUUUGCAACCAAGCCAUCAAAAUGCAAAAAGAGAGAGAUAAGAAGCUAUAUGCCAAUAUGUUUGAACGCAUGUCAAAACUGGAUUCAAAGGUGGGAGACAAAUCCCACAAGGACAGUGGCCUGGAUGUUGGACCAUGGAACGGAGAGAAGGAAGGUGCUCAGGAGAGCAGUGUAGCCCAACAGCAACAGGCUGAAGUGGCGACGUGAUGAUGGAAUGUCCUUGCACAUAGCUGUUCACAUCAUCUAUCACUCAUUGUAUCAUGUUGUCCCUAGUCACUGGAUGAUUCCUUUCAUUCCACAUUUAUACCAAUUCCUCUCACUGCUUGGAUUAUGAAAAUUUUGUUCUUCUCAUUUAUGCAAGCAAGGAAAUUCAGGUAUGAUUUCUGGCAUGUAGGAUCUUCUUUUUGUAAUGCAGUAAAAUCUUCCAGUGAAAUGAAUGUUUUUCCACCAAAUUAUUGAAAAAUAAACGGUUAUGUCUUUGAA